Messenger RNA from Neodiprion fabricii, 3555 nucleotides. RefSeq lists its product as uncharacterized. The coding region runs from base 1 to 3555 and encodes 1184 amino acids. NCBI's taxonomy places the organism in Eukaryota, Metazoa, Arthropoda, Insecta, Hymenoptera, Diprionidae. Gene Ontology annotation, biological process: DNA integration; DNA recombination. The record is from RefSeq and is a predicted model, not a curated record. The transcript has 4 exons. Gene Ontology annotation, molecular function: DNA binding.
AUGGAAAAUGGUCGGGCCUCAGGUUCACAAGCUGACGAUACAGCGACCGGGGAAGUACCCGUCGUCGAACCACAGGGAGACGCGAGACGCGCUGAAGACGUCGAUCCCACAACUACGAGAGCUGAGACACCACCGAACCCAGGAGUCGAUGAGUCAGGGGGCCUGGCAGAAAACGUCCUCAAAGCUAUGGGGAAACGGAUUGCCCCAGACAGGGUCCUGGGACCGGAACUUCCAAAACCUAUCGCAGUGCGAUGGGAGGAAAUAUUCAAACAAGGUCUGCCACCAGAGCUAAAGACGUCAAUCAUCGAAAAAUACCCUCCGCCAAGCAACUGCAUGUUCAUUGAUCCGCCAAAAGUGAAUCCCGAGCUAAAAGCGGCCUCAACGGAGGCGGUCGUAAAACGAGAUAACCGCAUCAUCUCAAAACAAGAGAGGAUUGCAGCAUGCCUUUCCGCUCAAGGAAAAGCUUUGGCAACAAUCAUAAAAAGGGAUAACGAUGCCGACCUUGCAUUAAUAGAAUCGAUCAGCGACACGGCGAGACUUCUUGCAGAUCUUCAACGCGAAGAAACCGCAGUAAGGAAAAGUCUUAUCUUAGCGCCGUUAAAAAUAUCGGUGAAGGACGCACUGCAAAAUUCAACAACAGAGGAAUGGCUAUGCGGAAAGGAUCUCGAAGAUCGGUUGCGGUCAGCCAAAAACUUGGAACGGUCACUUAAUGAGCUGAAACCUGCAACAAAAAAUCAAACACCAAAGAACUCAAAAAACUUCAAGACCCCGCCGCGUUACCAAGCGCAAAAAACACAAUCGGGAACGACCGGGGGGCAGAAAUACACAGGAUUUCAAGCGCAGAAGAAAUACCCAUCCCAGCGAACACAGCCGAGCCAAUCACACCACAAACCGUAUCACCGAAGAGACAACAACUCUCAGAACCGACGUCGGGUGCCUAUCGAACCCGCGCGGUCCCCCUCCGAAAAACAAGAAACCUUAAAACUAAUAGACGAUCUGCUCAAAAAAGGAGCCAUCGCUAAAUGUAUUCCGGCAAAAAAUCAAUUCAUCUCAAACAUUUUUCUACGACCGAAACCCGACGGUUCGAAGCGGUUGAUUAUAAAUUUGAAGGAACUGAACACUUUCGUCAUAACGGAACAUUUCAAAAUGGAAGACCGGAAAACAGCUCUCAGACUCAUAAGCCCUCAGUGCUUUAUGGCCACUUUGGACCUUAAAGACGCGUAUUACCUGAUUCCACUCGCGAAAACACACAGAAAAUACAUACGGUUCCAGUUAGAUCAACAAUAUUUUGAAUUUACAUGUUUGCCGUUCGACCUUAGCGUCGCUCCGUUGGUUUUUACGAAAAUAAUGAAACCAGUAAUUUCGCAUCUGAGGAAAAGAGGAUAUUUAUCCGUGAUAUAUCUCGAUGACUUUUUACUUUUUGGAGACACGUACACCACGUGCCAAGAUAACGUCAGAGAGACUUGCAAACUCCUGAAAAAACUAGGAUUCAUUAUAAACGAAAAUAAAAGUCAAAUCACACCGUCCCAACGUUGCAAAUUUUUAGGGUGUUAUUUUGAUUCCGUACGAUGGACUGUAGAAUUAACAAAAGAGAAAAAAGAAAGUAUCAAAGAAAAAAGCGCACAGUUGAAAAUUCGAGAUUCCGUAAAAAUUCGGGAAUUCGCACAAUUCCUCGGUACUUUAGUGUCAGCGUGCUUUGCGGUCAACUACGGCUGGGGCCAUACUAAAGCUUUUGAGCGAGCAAAAUACUUAACCCUCAGAUCCAACGGGGGAAAAUAUGAGGGAUACAUGAAGGUACCGGAAACUCUUUCGCCGGAUCUCACCUGGUGGGAAUCAAAGAUUGAAUCCUCAAUAAACCCAAUUCGAGAUUCGAAUUUUACUCUUGAGAUCUUUUCGGACGCCUCGCUAUCGGGAUGGGGAGUAUUUUGCAAAGGCGAAAGAUCUCACGGACACUGGAAUGAGAACGAGCGUCUGUCCCACAUAAUUUACCUCGAGUUAUUGGCAGCCUUUUUUGGCCUCAAAUGCUUCGCGAAAAACUUAGAAAACCGUCAGAUACUCCUUAGAAUAGACAAUACAACCGCGAUCUCGUACAUCAAUCGAGAAGGAGGAAUUCAAUACCCCCACUUAAAUAAAGUAACAAGAGAUAUCUGGGAUUGGUGCGAAAAUAAAAACAUAUGGGUAUUUGCGUCUUAUAUAAGUUCAAAAAUGAACGUAGAAGCGGAUGUAGAAUCCCGCAGAUUGGAACCGGAAACCGAAUUCGAACUAAAAAACACAACUUUUCGAACGAUUGUUGAAAAAUUCGGGAUGCCUGAGAUAGACUUAUUUGCAAGUCGAAAAAACGCGAAAUGCAAAAAAUACAUUUCUUGGCGAAGAGACCCUGGGUCUGUAGCGGUAGACGCUUUUACGGUCCCAUGGAACCAAUAUUUCUACGCUUUUCCACCCUUUUCACUAAUUUUACGCACACUACAAAAAAUCGAAUGCGAAGAAGCGCAAGGGAUCGUAGUAGUACCAGAGUGGCCAGCUCAACCAUGGUACCCCAAAUUUCAGGGAACCUCACGCAAUUUGGCAGAACAUUUCUCUGGUUGCCGGCAAGCUAUCGAGCAGGCAUUCGCAAGGAGAAAAUUACCAGAAACAGCAAUCCAGAUCAUGACAUCAUCCGUAAGCGAAUCGUCGCUUAAACAAUAUGACGGCGCGUUAAAACGCUGGUGGAUUCAUUGUUCCGAGAAUAACAUUUCUCCAUACGAAGCAACGGUGUCAGAUAUUUUAAAAUUCCUCGCAAAAACAUACGACACGGGAGCCUCCCAUGGGUCGCUCAACACCCUCAGAUCCGCAAUUUCGCUUAUUAUCGGGCCGGAAGUGGGACAAGAUCACCAUAUCAAAAGGUUUUUCAAAGCAGUACACAGCUUGAGACCAACAAGACCAAAAUACGAUUCAAUCUGGGAACCAAAGAUUGUUCUUAAUUAUUUCAAGUCUCUGCCAAAAAAUGAAAAUCUCUCGCUGAAAGAUUUAACCAUGAAACUGAUUACCCUGCUAGCCUUAGUCACGGGACAUAGGAUGCAAACAUACUCAAAAAUAAACGUCGAGAAUAUUCAAAGAGUGGGAAAUGCGUUCGAGAUUAGAAUCCCGGAUCGAAUCAAAACUACGGGCGCUAAUCGAAAACAGCCGCUAUUAAUCAUACCAUUCUACGCGGAAGACGAAAAACUUUGUUCGGCAUCAGCCUUACAAAACUAUCUGGAGAGAACAAAAACCUCAAGAGGCUCCAAGAUAGAUCUCUUCCUAUCGUUCAAAAAACCAUUUCAAGCCGUCUCAUCGCAAACCCUGAGUCGAUGGGUCAAAUUAACAUUGAAAAAUAGCGGAGUAAAUACGGACAAAUUUACAGCACACAGCACACGCCACGCAUCCACGUCUACAGCGAAAAGAAACAACAUCGAUAUAGAAACGAUAAGAAAAACUGCAGGCUGGACAACGGGAUCUGAAACCUUCGCAAAAUUUUAUCAUUUAAAUGUCAGUAGAGAUAAGGAUUCUUAUGCACGAGCGAUCUUGAACUCGCAAUAA